AUGUGUGGGUUGUCUGCAAGGUCCCAGGCUAUGACACCGAUCAAGCUUAAGAAUUUUUGCUGGAGGGCGGAGGCUGUAGUUCCAACUCCAACCGACGAGGCCCUGGAAAAUAGAAUUCCACAUCUAAAGGACGAUGGGUUACGGCCAAGAGUUUUUCAAAAUCUUAAGCGUAAGUGGCCAAGUGUCCCAACUCGACAUAAGGGCGAGGAAGCCGCGCAACGAGACCUCAGCCUAUUCAACGACUCUGGGUCAAGGAGGAAUGGCCAAGGACCACUAAGAAGUCCCAAUCGAAGGUGUAAAAGGAAGGAAAGGCAGAAGAAAGCCCUCUUUCUUUUAGUGGUGCUGGUAUUAGUAAGUCAGCCGGCUACUAGUCAACGUCUUCGCUUUGAAAGCGGGAGAAUACUUGCCUGGAAAGGCAUACUCUUAGAAAGAUUACUGGCCUACUGCUGCCUUACCACUAGCUUAACACUAGCAGCACAGGCUUACCUAUUAAUCACAGACCCCCUUCCUUACUUGCUUGCCUUUCCAAAUGAGAGGACGAAGAACCUAGGCGCGGAUUGGGCUUCCCGAACCAAAGGUAAGCUCCGAUUGCGCCUUAGGACUAGGACUGAUCUGAUCGGAUAUGCCUUCCCUUCUGACUUUCCUGAGCGAGUAGGUGAUGCGGGUUACAUGCCUGCUUCUUUGAACCUACUUCUUAUUACGUUACGACUUUUUUCCGCCCCCUCACGCUAUAAAGUCGAUUUCCUUUCUUAUGGUCUAUCCCCUCGUACCCGUACUAACAGUCUAAGCCGGCUCCCUGAGGUUGAGCGGAAAGCUGAGUUGAAAGCUAGUGAUCCCCAAUUCCGUUCCCCAGUGAUUGCCAAUUCUCUUUCCACUGAAGCAAAGGUGCGCCUUGAAGGAGAUGGAAGCCUUUGCAGCCGAUUUCGGGAUCAUGGACUCUUUGACUAUGCUCCAGCUAAUGGAUCGUCUGAGGCUAGUACUAAGAAAGUACUGAAGAAUGUGCGCCGGAAAAUGAUGACCGAUAACCAAAACUUGGCACAGAGUCAACUCAGACGUUCUCGGGGCUUAUCGGACAAGAUGUUACACAGAAUCGGAGCUAGAAGAAAGGUUGAAUCUGAAAAGUACUCUUCCGGGAAAGAAAUUUCUACUCUAUUUUUUGGAUCAGGAACAAUCGAACCAGAGCAGUUAAGGCUAAAGCUCGUUCUUCGAGAGGAUGGUGCUAAUAGCGGAGUGCAGCAGCUUGUGAGCUCACAGAUUCAAAAAGGGGAUGGGAUGCCACCGGCUAAGUUAGAGAUUGUUGAGGAAAGUCAAGUCUCAUUGGAAGGAGGAGCUAGAGCUAAGCUUAUUUCUUCUAUGAAGACCUCUUCUCCCGCCUAA
Messenger RNA from Dovyalis caffra, 1377 nucleotides. The record is from the annotation of a GenBank genome assembly. NCBI's taxonomy places the organism in Eukaryota, Viridiplantae, Streptophyta, Magnoliopsida, Malpighiales, Salicaceae.